Molecule: messenger RNA, 1620 nt
Organism: Plasmodium relictum
Lineage: Eukaryota; Apicomplexa; Aconoidasida; Haemosporida; Plasmodiidae
Gene: GMPS
Product: GMP synthetase, putative
Exons: 1
Coding region: 1-1620 (539 amino acids)
Biological process (GO): GMP biosynthetic process
Cellular component (GO): cytosol
Molecular function (GO): GMP synthase (glutamine-hydrolyzing) activity; ATP binding; GMP synthase activity
Source: RefSeq, a predicted model, not a curated record
AUGGAGGAAGACUAUGAUAAAAUAUUAGUAAUAAAUUUUGGGAGUCAGUAUUUUCAUUUAAUUAUAAAACGUUUAAACAACAUAAAAAUAUUUAGCGAAACGAAAGAUUUUGAUGUUGAUUUAAAGGAUAUAAUAGAUUUAAAUAUAAAAGGAGUUAUUUUAUCAGGGGGUCCCCAUUCCACUAUUGAACCUGGAUCACCCCAUUUAAAAAAGGAUGUGUUUGAAUACUUUUUAAAAAAGAAAAUUCCUAUUUUGGGAAUAUGUUAUGGAAUGCAAGAAAUAGCACUAAAAAUGAAUGGAGAAGUAAAAAAAUCUAAGAAUUCUGAAUACGGGUUUACUGAUGUGAAAAUAUUAACAAAAGAGAAUGCAAAUGAUGAUAAAUAUAAGAAUUACAAAUUAAUGGAUAAUUGCGAUUUAUUUGAUAACAUAAAAGAUAAAAAAACUGUAGUAUGGAUGAAUCAUACUGAAGAAGUAACUAAAAUUCCCGAUAAUUUUUACUUAACUAAUUCAAGUGAUAAUUGUUUAAUUGCUUCUUUUUAUGAUGAAGAACAUAAAAUAUAUGGAGUUCAAUAUCAUCCAGAAGUGUAUGAAUCUGUUGAAGGAGAAAAGAUGUUUUUUAAUUUUGCUUAUAAAGUAUGUAAAUGUUCAAAGCAAUUUGAUCCUGUUAAAUAUCACGAAAUAGAAUUAAAAAAAAUUGAAAAACAUGCACAUGAUCAUUACGUUAUUGCUGCAAUGUCUGGUGGUAUCGAUAGUACUGUAGCAGCUGCACUUACAUAUAAAAUAUUUAAAAAUCGUUUUUUCGGUAUUUUCAUAGAUAAUGGAUUAUUAAGAAAAAAUGAAGGAGAGAAUGUAUUUUCCUUUUUAAAAGAACUAUUCCCUAAUAUGAACUUAACAAAAAUUGAUGCAUCUGAAAAUUUUUUAAAAAAUUUAAAAGGGGUAACAGACCCAGAAAAAAAGAGAAAAAUUAUAGGAAAACUUUUUAUUGAAGAAUUUGAGAAGGCUGUAAAAAAUAUGAAUAUAGAUAUUGAUUAUACUUAUUUAUUACAGGGUACAUUGUAUCCUGAUAUAAUAGAAAGCAAAUGCUCAAAAAAUUUAUCAGAUACUAUUAAAACUCAUCAUAAUGUUGGUGGAUUACCAACAAAUUUGAAAUUCAAAUUAUUUGAACCUUUUAGAUAUUUAUUUAAAGAUGAUGUUAAAAAAAUAGCUGAAGAAUUAAAUCUUCCAAAAUAUAUCAUAAAUAGACAUCCAUUUCCAGGACCAGGCUUAGCAAUUCGAGUUAUCGGAGAAGUAGAUGAACAUAAAUUGAAUAUAUUAAGAGAAAUAGAUGAUAUUUAUAUAAAAGAUUUAAUAUCUUAUGAAUUAUACGAUAAAAUUAAUCAAGCCUUUGCUGUAUUACUAACCACAAAAUCAGUGGGAGUUAGAGGAGACGCAAGAUCAUAUGACUAUGUAUGCGUUUUAAGAGCAGUUAAAACAUCUUCUUUUAUGACUGCUGAUUGGUAUAAAAUACCAUAUGAUAUUUUAGAAAAAAUUUCAUCUCGUAUAUUGAGUGAAGUAAAAGGAGUUAAUAGAAUUCUUUAUGAUAUUUCUUCAAAGCCUCCAUCAACAAUAGAGUUCGAAUAA